This is a messenger RNA of Tripterygium wilfordii, 1479 nucleotides long. Its product is annotated as protein trichome birefringence-like 39. The record is from RefSeq and is a predicted model, not a curated record. Gene Ontology annotation, molecular function: O-acetyltransferase activity. Gene Ontology annotation, cellular component: Golgi apparatus. Bases 136 to 1257 code for a protein of 373 amino acids. The transcript is spliced from 5 exons. NCBI's taxonomy places the organism in Eukaryota, Viridiplantae, Streptophyta, Magnoliopsida, Celastrales, Celastraceae.
CCAUGUGAAAUCUCUCUCUCUCUCUAUUACAGAGAACAUUAUUUAAACGCUUGUCCGCACAAGACUUUUUCUACCACUUCCUCGUCAUUUCCCCCACAACAAAUCGAUCUGAUUUGAUAUCGAAACCCAAGAAUUAUGGGUUUCCUGUUCAAAGCCUGCUGUAGUUGGUGGAUCCUCUGUUUGUCUCUGUUUUUAUACGACUCUGCAGUUGCAAAAGCUCAAGACUUUACUUCCAUUAAUGGCACAAGUGCUCUUUCCAGUACUUACAACUCAGCAAGAAAGCUUGGAAGUAAAUGCAAUUGGUUCCAAGGAAAAUGGGUAUGGGAUUCCUCAUACCCACUGUACGAUUCCUUCAAAUGUCCCUUCAUAGAUCCACAAUUCAAUUGUCAGAAGUAUGGUCGCCCUGAUAAUAUGUACCUCAAAUACAGAUGGCAGCCCUUCUCCUGCAACCUCCCCAGGUUUAAUGGGUUGUAUUUUCUGGAGAAAUGGAGGGGGAAGAAGAUAAUGUUUGUGGGUGAUUCGCUGAGUUUCAAUCAAUGGACUUCAUUGGCUUGUAUGAUUCACGCGUGGGUUCCAAAUGCUAAGUACACCUUCGUAAGGAAAGAUGGGUUAGGGUCUGUUGUUUUUCAGGAAUAUGGAUUACAAAUACUGCUAUAUAGAACACCUUAUCUAGUUGAUAUUGUGAGUGAGAAGCAAGGAAGAGUUCUCAACCUAAAUUCAAUAAGAGGUGGCAACGCCUGGAAAGGCAUGGACAUGUUGAUCUUUAACUCCUGGCAUUGGUGGACCCACACCGGAAGAUCUCAACCAUGGGAUUAUGUACAGGAUGGGAACAAAGUGUACAAAGACAUGAAUCGUAUGAUUGCGUACUACAAAGGUUUGACUACAUGGGCUAGAUGGGUCAACCUCAAUGUUGAUCCUUCCAAAACCAGAGUCUUCUUCCAAGGCAUCUCUCCUGUUCAUUACGAGGGGAAGGACUGGAACGAGCCGUCGAAAUCGUGCGCGAAAGAGAUAAACCCUUACUUCGGGACGAGGUACCCAGCGGGGACACCAAUGGCGUGGGUAGUAGUGAACAAAGUAUUGAGUAGGAUUAAGAAACCAGUGUAUCUACUUGACAUAACAACACUCUCACAGUACAGGAAGGAUGCGCAUCCUUCAUAUUAUAGUGGUCUACACAGUGGGUUAGACUGCAGUCAUUGGUGCCUUCCUGGGUUACCAGACACUUGGAAUGUGCUUCUCUAUGGAGCUCUCUUUAGUUGAAGAUCACUAAGGAAGGUAGUAGUUUUAUGAUGUUGUACUUGUACUUGGUCAAUUUUUCCAAAGAAGAAGAACAAUAAGUUCAUUGUUUUGUCUAGACUUAGGAGAAAGAACGACUAUCAUUGCUGUUUUUAUGAUAGCUAGGUGAUUGAUUUAGUUCUUUUUUUUUUUUUGCUUCUGUAAGUUAAGGAAAUAAGAGGGUGGUUGAUGCUUUUUAACUAUUAA